UUAAUUUUAUUCCGUACAACCUCCGAACAGGCGCUACUAGUGCCAUAUCCUGCGCAAUGGGUUUAUUACUGUUGACAGCUGUCAUUGCGAUGAAAAAAGGCGAUGUUUUUGAUCGCUGCUUGUGUGCGGUUGUGUUGGUGCAUUCGUUCGUAUAUAUGAGGCUGUGUGUGUAACACUGCUGCAAAUCCUACAUUCUACACAUGCAGAUCCACUGACAAGCGCUACAGCUACGCAUUAAAAUUGUUGUUCAUUUCAACUGCGAAGGAUGUGCGAACUUUAUCGGUAAAUUUUACUUUAAUUGUGACCAGUGCUAUAGCGAAGAAAGUGUCUGAUUUCUUCCAUUCGAACCACGAUAGAAUCAUGAAUAAUAAACAAAAUGAUAAAAGACGAUCCUGCAAGAGGAUCGAAAAGGAAAAUCAAAAGCCCGCAACCAGUACAGAAGCUCCCAAAAGUGUUGCACCGGUGAAGAAACCCUUGGCAUCGAAAAUACCAAAAUCUGCCAUACCCAAAAGAAUCAAGAAACAACAUCAACAAAAACAAUCAUCACGCAUUUCUUCUUCAAAUGCAUCUUCGACGGGAUCGUAUUUACUUUUAUUACAGUUACCAAGAACAAACUCGAUUCAGGAAAACCAUUCUUUAUGUACAAACGACAGUUCCACACCUAGUACUUCUGAUUACACGAAAUGUUACAUACAGCAUGAACUUACAUUGUUAAAACGUUCCUUACAGGAUAGUUAUGCUCAUCUGGAUUGCAUAUUUGACGAAUUGAACAAUUUCGAAGGCUCCCCACAUUUUACUGAAGUGAAGGAGCAAUGGACAAGCUUAAUGGAUGAUGCUACAAUGUUAAAACGUUUAUUUGAUUCAUCGAAAGCUAAAUUGGACUGUUUAACCGAAAAAGCUAGGCAAAUAGGUUGUUACUUCUGAACGAACUGUUGGUAAAUAUUUUGUUUUAGGAUACGCACUUGUGCAUAACGAAUUACCAAUAUUAACUUACCAUAAAUGUUAAAAUAGAAGUU
Messenger RNA from Anopheles funestus (African malaria mosquito), 1016 nucleotides. RefSeq lists its product as uncharacterized. The record is from RefSeq and is a predicted model, not a curated record. Lineage: Eukaryota; Metazoa; Arthropoda; Insecta; Diptera; Culicidae. The transcript is spliced from 5 exons. The coding region runs from base 361 to 924 and encodes 187 amino acids.